Trypanosoma grayi is the source of this 606-nucleotide messenger RNA. RefSeq lists its product as hypothetical. Bases 1 to 606 code for a protein of 201 amino acids. The record is from RefSeq and is a predicted model, not a curated record. The transcript has a single exon. Lineage: Eukaryota; Euglenozoa; Kinetoplastea; Trypanosomatida; Trypanosomatidae.
AUGGCGACAUUAGCGGUAGUUUCAUCGCCGCCACGCGUCCUCGGACAGCAGCUUCCCCUGUUGCCACUGCUGCUGCUCCUUUUGUGCCUCACAUCCACCUCCAGUGCCCUUUCCACUUCUUCGUACGGGGCGAUGAGUCUUGCGGGUAGCGUGUCGGUGCCGCUGAAUGCUAGCCAGUACGUUGAGGUGCAAGCGGUGGAUGGAGCCAGCGGUGCUGUGCUUCGCUCCGUCCCACUCGACGCGACGCGUAGCUUCGCCUUUGCCGGUCUCCCGCCCACCGUUGCGGAGAUUCGACUCUUCCUGCGGAUGCCGGAGCGCCGCUUCCGCCUCAACACGGCAGCGUCUCGUCUUAGCGUGCCCAUUCCGAUGAGCAGCAGUGGCGGGGUGAAUCACGACGAGGAUGUGUUGUGGGUGGAGUUGACUGCAGCAGUUGAAGAGAUUGGCGGUACCGUGGAGGAGCAGCAGGGUAGCGUCCUCACCGCUGUUGUGGUGACACUAUGCCUGGCGCUGGCGGCUGUGGGCAAGCACCGCCUGGUGGCGCUGCUGGACCUGCCAACGGUGAAGAUACCGAAGCCGCGCCGGAUGAUCGUGGCGGCAAGCAGGUAA